AUGUAUCGCGACAUCUCGAAUAUCGUACCAACUGAAAGACAAGAGAGCCUGGUGAAGCCAAUUCAGUUGCUUAAAAACAUCAUGAAUGAGAGAGAUUCAUUUGGGUUCCAGACCUCGAGGUUCGUGGCCUAUAAGCAAGGGAGUAAUCGCCCCACGGAGAAUGUAGCAACCCAGUCACCCACAUACUUGACUGUUCAGCUCACAGUCGCUCGCUGGAUCACCAGAUUGAUUUUUUUCAUGCCCACAACACCUCACAUUAAGGCCUUUUCAAAUGCCGUGAAGGAUGGAAACGACACGCCCAGAAAUUUCUCAACGAACGAUUGUGAAGCCCCUUCCGAAGCCAUAAAACACGAAUUGCAAAGCCAACUGUGCGCCGAUAAUUUUCAAAAGAUACCGAUUAAAACAAAUCGCAAAAAAGUGACGGCAGAUGAGGGUGAUUUUUGGACUGAGCACAUACGCAAAGAAGUGCAUCAUUUUGACGCUAACGUUUUUAUUUCACCCACAGGGGUUUUGCAGGAAAAUGCAUUGUGCGUCGAACGUGCAGCAUCAGGGACGCGUCAUAACUUUCGAAAAUUCAGUUCCGUCGUGUGA
Molecule: messenger RNA, 591 nt
Organism: Opisthorchis viverrini
Lineage: Eukaryota; Metazoa; Platyhelminthes; Trematoda; Opisthorchiida; Opisthorchiidae
Exons: 3
Coding region: 1-591 (196 amino acids)
Source: RefSeq, a predicted model, not a curated record